Peronospora belbahrii is the source of this 552-nucleotide messenger RNA. Lineage: Eukaryota; Oomycota; Peronosporomycetes; Peronosporales; Peronosporaceae. The record is from the annotation of a GenBank genome assembly.
AUGAGAGUUGCGCAGCACUCACAGUUGCAUUGUGAAGAAAGUCCUGACAGCUUUGACGUCUUGAAUAUUGUCAGGGCCUUCACACUGGGUCGUGUUGACUCCAAACUCUAUGGAUCACCAUCGCCGGUGUCGGCGCUGAAGGAGCUUGACCCACAGAACGCGCUAGACCUCGGUGUGUUCGCGUUUGAGCUGUCGUUCGAACAUCAGUCAGCAAGACUAAAUGGACAGGUCUUAACGGUAAGACAGACACACGCAGGAGUACUAGAGAUUGUGGUGAACGAAGGAAGGGUGUGGCUGCCACCGAUCGUCGCCGCGUUGCUAUAUAAACGGACAAAAGAGCUACCAGACAGCGUUCAGGUGCGCUUUGUGCGCUUGGAGAAGGUAAAGUUUGCGAGUCUGCAGCUGAGAGGAAAGGGUUUGGCGAUUAUGGUGCUUGAGCGCUCACUCAAGACGCGCACAACACUGACGGAGGGUGACGUACUGUUCAUCAGACAUCGCAAAGAGGCGGUUGGAAGUGCUUGUAUCGGAACUGAAGACCGAGCGAGCUGGUAA